Messenger RNA from Candidula unifasciata, 279 nucleotides. NCBI's taxonomy places the organism in Eukaryota, Metazoa, Mollusca, Gastropoda, Stylommatophora, Geomitridae. The record is from the annotation of a GenBank genome assembly.
AUGAUGCACCUGUCUUGUUGUUUAUCACAGACACAUAUGGUGUUUGGAGCAUAUUUGAGCAACACCAUUCGGCCUAAUGACACAUUCUACGGCUCCGGUGCCACUUUUUUAUUUACCUUUUACCCCACUUUCAAGGUCAGUGAUUGUGUAGGACAUUUUGGUCUGUGGCUGGAUGGGGACCUCAACAAGGGACGGUCUCACACUUGUGCUACAUUCUGUAAUGACGUGCUGGCCAAAGAGGAAGAUUUCAGCAUUCUACAGCUGGAGGUCUGGAGGUUU